Molecule: messenger RNA, 1042 nt
Organism: Lactuca sativa (garden lettuce)
Lineage: Eukaryota; Viridiplantae; Streptophyta; Magnoliopsida; Asterales; Asteraceae
Biological process (GO): regulation of DNA-templated transcription
Molecular function (GO): DNA binding; DNA-binding transcription factor activity
Source: RefSeq, a predicted model, not a curated record
CCUUCAUGCCUUUAUUCUCCUGCAUACAAGAAAGCAAAAGAUGAUGGAGGAGCUGUUUACUGCUCCACAGCCAAAUGUUCCCACUAAUUCUCAAAUUCUCAAACCUUCACCACCGGCGCCACCGUCUUCCGCCACCAAUACUCCCAACUCCUCGGAAAACCACCAUCUGAGAUGCCCACGAUGCGAUUCCUCCAACACAAAGUUCUGUUACUACAACAACUACAACCUCACUCAGCCACGCUACUUCUGCAAGACUUGCCGACGUUACUGGACUAAAGGUGGAGCCCUCCGUAAUGUUCCCAUCGGCGGUGGCUGCCGGAAAAACAAGGGAACCACCAUAGCAGCUGCUUUAGCAAACCAUAAUAUUUCCAACACCUCAAAGCUGAAGGCGGUUCUUUCUUCCGAGCUCGGAAAAACAGGCUUCAUGAACGGGUUUCAGCAUUCCGACCCGAUCUUUUGGGCUAGCUUACCUCAAACCUCUCAUCUUCUUCCCUUACUACGACCCACACAAAACCCUAACCCUAAUUUUGCGUUAAACCCAGUCACCCACACAAACACGUUCAGUUCAUCUUGGAGAAACAGUCAAACGGAGCAAAAUCAACGUGAGGAAAACGGAGGGAUUAUAAACACAGGAAACAAUCUUAAUCUAGGUCGAAUGUAUCAACGUUUAAGAUCAUUUCCAUCAAACUAUAGUUACCAUCAUGAUAAUCAGACACCACCUGUGAUGAAUACUUUAUCUUCAUCUGUAAUGGAGUCUCCUCCCGCUGUUUCAAAUGGUGAGCCGGGUUUAUGGAAUCCGACACUUCCAUGGUCGGAUCUGCUGUUAACCAAUGCUGCAUAUCGUUAAAUUAAUAAACUUUUUAUACACAGUUUGUGUUUGUACGUAGCUCAUGCAUAAAAUUAAGAGAAAAUUAGCUAGCUAGCGUUUAGUGUUGCAUGUUUGAUGGUUGUACUUGAACUAUAGAUGUUUAAUUUAGAUGUUUUUUUUUUCUUUUUGUUAAAGUGAUUAAUAUAAUUUAUUCGGCAUGAGGUUUGAAUUUCA